Molecule: messenger RNA, 1300 nt
Organism: Glycine soja
Lineage: Eukaryota; Viridiplantae; Streptophyta; Magnoliopsida; Fabales; Fabaceae
Product: GDSL esterase/lipase EXL3-like
Exons: 5
Coding region: 111-1199 (362 amino acids)
Biological process (GO): lipid metabolic process
Cellular component (GO): extracellular region
Molecular function (GO): lipase activity
Source: RefSeq, a predicted model, not a curated record
GAAAAGAUAAUUGAUUGAGGGGGAUCUUUCACUCAAAGAUCAUGUAGGUUUUCCGACGAAUAAUAUAUAAUCACUGAACACUAAUUAUUUACAAUAGGGAUCAUGUAAACAUGAACAUUCUCUUUGAAAAGCUUCUUUCUCAAUUUCCUCAAGUCAUUCCUUGGUCUUUUGCCAUAGUUAUAAUCUCUCUUCAUGUUAGUUCUGUGAGUCUACCAAACUAUGAAAGUAUCCCAGCAGUGAUUGUGUUUGGGGACUCUAUAGUGGAUACGGGUAACAAUAACUACAUCAACACCAUAGCAAAAUGCAAUUUUCUACCAUAUGGUAGAGAUUUUGGUGGAGGAAAUCAACCAACUGGGAGGUUCAGCAAUGGUUUAGUCCCAUCAGACAUCAUAGCUGCAAAAUUUGGAGUCAAGGAGCUUUUGCCACCUUAUCUUGAUCCAAAAUUGCAACCUCAAGAUCUCCUCACAGGUGUAAGCUUUGCAUCUGGUGCUAAUGGAUAUGAUCCUCUAACUUCUAAAAUAGCAUUAGUGUGGUCAUUGUCAGAUCAACUGGACAUGUUCAGGGAGUACAAAAACAAGAUAAUGGAAAUAGUUGGAGAAAACAGAACGGCAACAAUAAUAUCAAAAGGCAUUUACAUCCUGUGCACAGGAAGUAAUGACAUUACCAAUACUUACGUAUUUAGGCGAGUAGAAUAUGACAUUCAAGCAUACACAGACUUAAUGGCGUCACAAGCCACAAACUUCUUGCAGGAACUUUAUGGACUAGGAGCUAGAAGGAUUGGAGUAGUUGGUUUACCGGUUCUAGGGUGUGUGCCCUCACAGAGAACAAUUGACGGAGGCAUAUCCAGAGCAUGUUCAGAUUUUGAAAACCAGGCUGCAGUGCUCUUCAACAGCAAGCUCUCAUCCCAAAUGGAUGCUCUUAAGAAACAGUUUCAAGAGGCUAGACUUGUCUAUCUUGACCUUUACAACCCAUUACUACAUUUGAUUCAAAACCCAGCUAAAUAUGGUUUUGAAGUAAUAGACAAAGGAUGCUGUGGCACAGGAAAUUUGGAAGUAAGCUUAAUGUGCAACCAUUUCGUCUUGCACAUAUGUUCAAACACCUCAAACUACAUAUUCUGGGACAGUUUCCAUCCUACACAAGCAGCCUAUAAUGUAGUUUGCUCUCUGGUGCUUGAUCACAAAAUCAAGGACUUCUUCUAAUGCCAGUUUCAUUGUAAAACUCUCAAUAAUAAAUAAACAUUAUAAUAAUUACAUGCAAUGCUCACACAAUAUACUUCAAAAUUAUAAAAUGGUUUUUCAAA